CAUCCAAAAAGCCGCUGGCCCAACAUCUCUUUCUAUUCCCUACUUUCUCUCUCUUGUCUCUAGAGAAAAGUAGUUUCGUAUUUCAUUUUCAAUUUUGCUGUGAGUCUGUGACACAAGAGUAAUCGAAGAUCCUGAGAGAACCAGAGAGAAGUGAAAAGGGAAGAACGGAAAAGAUCGAAAACCCUAAAAAGGUUAACGAAAGCUGUUGCAACCGCAAAAAGAAGGCACGAAGUUCAUGUUAAUGAGGGGCUCAUUCCUUUUCUGAUCAAAAGGAGCAUAAACAGAGAGCUUUGUGUGCUUCUUUCGAGCGUCUGCUUGAAAAUUUCUACAUUGUUUGCAGAUAAAAAUUUCAGAGACUGUUGGGUUAUGGUGGAUGUUCUGAUAUUUGCGACUUUCCCUCAAAUUUUGGGCGCCUGAGUGGAGAAUCAUUAGUGCAAGUGAUCUAAUCUGCGCGAAACAUUUAUCACUUUGGACGCUACCAUUCUUUCCAUCAUGGUUGCCGCAGCGGCCAGCUCAGCAUUCUUCCCCAUUGCCCAGGCUUCAUCGGGGAAGAAAUCAAUGGUGCUUGGAGGAGGAUCAGACAAUUUGGAUAGUCGAGGAAUUAAGUCGAAAUUUGCUUCUUCUUCUGGUGGUUUGCACGUUAAGACAAAUGCCCAAGCUCCUCCUAAGAUUAACGGUACCUCGGUAGGUCUGGCGACAGAAGUUCUGAAGAAGGAAGAUGCGACAUCGUCACCUCCCCCAAGGACUUUUAUCAACCAAUUGCCUGAUUGGAGUGUGCUUCUUGCUGCCAUCACAACAAUCUUCUUGGCUGCUGAGAAGCAGUGGACGCUUAUUGAUUGGAAGCCUAGGCGCCCUGACAUGCUUGUUGACCCAUUUGGUCUCGGGAGGAUUGUGGAGGAUGGACUCGUUUUCAGUCAGAAUUUCUCAAUUAGAUCAUAUGAGAUAGGUGCUGACCAGACAGCUUCUAUAGAGACGAUGAUGAAUCAUUUACAGGAAACGGCACUUAACCAUGUUAGAAAUGCGGGGCUUUUAGGUGAUGGUUUUGGUUCAACACCGGAAAUGAGUAGUAGGAACCUGAUAUGGGUGGUCACUAAGAUGCAGGUUCUGGUCAAUCGCUACCCUACCUGGGGUGAUCUUGUUCAAGUGGAUACUUGGGUUGGUGCAUCUGGGAAGAAUGGCAUGCGCCGUGAUUGGCUUAUUCGUGACUCUAAGACUGGUGAAACUCUCACACGAGCUACCAGUGUGUGGGUGAUGAUGAAUAAACACACCAGGAGAUUAUCUAAAAUACCAGUGGAGGUUAGAGGGGAAAUAGAACCUUAUUUCAUUGAUUCUGCUCCUAUUGUCGACGAUGAUAGCAGAAAGCUGCCAAAGCUUGAUGACUGCACAGCAGACUAUGUCCGAACUGGUUUAACUCCUCGGUGGAAUGAUUUGGAUGUCAAUCAGCAUGUGAACAAUGUGAGGUACAUUGGGUGGAUUCUUGAGAGUGCUCCAGUCUCAAUUUUGGAGACAAAUGAGCUUUAUAGCCUAACUAUGGAGUACAGAAGGGAAUGCGGAAGGGACGAUGCGAUUCAAUCCCUUACUGCAGUCUGUGAUGGUGAAUCGCGAGAUGUUGGUGGCAUGGAAUGUGACCACUUGCUGCGUCUUGAGAACGGUCCUGAGGUUUUGAGGGGAAGGACCAAGUGGAGGCCCAAACAGGCCAAUAACUUUGGCAUCUUGGACCAUGUUCCAGCAGAGGCUGCGUAACCAGCUUCCUUAUCUCAGCAACCUCUGAUUACUGUAUCUCGGAUUGCUUGUGUAGAAUCCUACUUGAUGUCCUCAGAUUUAUUUCUUUAUUUUCCCCUCCCCCAAUUAUUAUUUUUUUUUUUUAAUUUAAAUUCUUUCCUAAUUCAUAUAUCAGAAGCCCUUUGUAAUUAGUGGUUGGUAUUUUGCUGUACGUUCUCUUCACUCCAAGAACAUGUGAGGACUGGGUCACCGAUGUAUGUUUUUAUUCUGUGGGC
Messenger RNA from Macadamia integrifolia, 1997 nucleotides. RefSeq names its product palmitoyl-acyl carrier protein thioesterase, chloroplastic-like. The coding region runs from base 493 to 1743 and encodes 416 amino acids. The record is from RefSeq and is a predicted model, not a curated record. NCBI's taxonomy places the organism in Eukaryota, Viridiplantae, Streptophyta, Magnoliopsida, Proteales, Proteaceae. Gene Ontology annotation, biological process: fatty acid biosynthetic process. The transcript is spliced from 7 exons. Gene Ontology annotation, molecular function: fatty acyl-[ACP] hydrolase activity; acyl carrier activity.